AUGCAGCAUGUGCAGGACCAGCCUGUAGAUGCUUAUCACCCCUUCAGUCCUGAAUCGCCGUUAACAAGCAGUCUAUUCGCUGCUACCAGUGCCAUCGAUGAUUUGACCCGCUCCUUGGCUGAUUUCUCUCGGGUCUCCACACCAGAGCCGCACACUGUCCUCACAUGUUGCUGUGCCAGAGAAGAUUGUGAGUAUACAAAGGCCUGGCUCGUUGUAAAGUCGAAGUUGGAAAAUCGUCUCAUUCUGGCCGCAGAGGUCGGACAAGCAUUACUCCAGAGACACGAAGCUUACAUCCGCAGGGUCCAGUCAGAGGAUCAAGAGCUUCAGCCCCCCACCACCGAUGUUUUAGCAGAUUCGCGCGAGAUUGAUCCUAGUUCUCAGCAAGAGCUGGAGGCGCGGGUAGGAGAACUUGUGAAAGAGAAUGCAGUACUUGAGAAACGUUUUCAUCAAGCCUUGAUUAACAACGAAGUCGCGGAAUCAACUAACAAACUGAUGUCACAGGAGCUGCAAGAAGCUCGAGUGAUCGUCGGUCGGCUUUCUACGGAGCACGCGCGUUUCGUUGGUUGGGACACUCGCGUUCGCAAUCUUACCCAGGAAAAAGAUGAUCUACAGCAAGAGAGAGAUAACGAAUCGUCAAGAGCUAGGAUAGCGGAAGCCCGCCUUGUAGCCAUGAACGAGAAGUGCUCUAAAUUACGCUCACAAGUUCACAAGCUUCAAGAAGACCUUGAACGACAAUAUCUUCAUCGUUCGGAAUUGUCAGAGGAGAUCCUGCAGGAUACCCGUGUGCGCAUAGAACAAAUUCAGCAUGCCCAUUCUGGUCGGGUGUCCCUUACAGAAGAUGACGAAGUCACGAAAAUCCUGCAGUCAUUGGUCGCCGAUAACGAAGCUCUACAGAAGAGCAACGUUGAGCUUCAGACCUUAUUGGCAGACUCACGAGAGAGCAUUCAAGCGCUUCAGCAAGAGGCUGAAGAACAACGAGCGUUCAUGAAACAGCCUUCAAGUAGAGCAGAGCCGCCGUCCCUGAGGCACCGUUAUACUCAUAGCAAUUCAUCCCUUCUGGGACGUGAUCAGCUUCAGCCGCCCUCUCCUGUAUCCUAUCAUGGUACCGCAUCUGGCUCGGCGUCCCCGCUCUCUUUCAGUUAUUCUAUUCGCGGAAAGCAUCCAAUAAAGCGACCAGCUAGUGCGGAGCCUCGGUUUCAUCGUGGCCUUGAGCCCCUUAGUCCGGAUACGAGCCGUGGACCCGCGUCUCCCAACGAGGCUCUACCUCCCCUCGACAUCAAUAUCGACGACAGAGAAGGUGGCAUGGCACGAUUAUCUCCCGAGAAGCCGAGAGCACAGAAGCCUUUAUUACUCCUAACACGAUCAAGAGGUGUUCAGACGGCCCCCUGGAUUGGAAUGCUAUCACCUCUUCCUUCAAACUUUGGCGAACAUCCUUCAUUCUCUACUUCUUCCCACGACGCCCACUCAGACUCAUCGUCAAUGGCCGACAACCCAUCGACCUUGAGCAUUUUAUUGGAUCGCAUUGCACAGCUGUUCAAUCGGAUCGCUCAGGCAGAUGCUCUGACGUUAACAAUUCGGUUGAAGAGACAACAUCUUCUAGGUGCUGACGUGAGCCAUCUUUCGCGGACGACAGUUGAGGCCAUCCUUUCCGAUGUGACGAAUCUCCGUACUCAGUAUCGCUCGUUCCUAGAGGAUGAUAAGGCUGUCUCUUCGUGUACACGCAAGGACCUUCGCGCGCUAUUCAAGUUGUUCCGGGACGUGUUUCAGGAGCUGGGCACAAUACGUGUCACCCUCAAUGAUAUUAUACUCGACCCGUCCUUGGCCCCGAGAAUCCGAGAAAUAGCCAUGAAUCCCACGAAGGCAGAGACUGCCGAAACUGGGCACGAUGUUCCACUCUCUUUGGCUCCUGGCUGGAUGGCCCCUCUGACAAAGUUGUUUCGGGCUCCUGCGGACAAGGACAAGGAAAAGAGGUCAUUCACUCCUCUGGUCCGCACUGGGAGCAAAGGUGCGACAAAGCGAACGCCUCGUCUCGUCCCAAAGAUAGCACCAGCGACUUCUGCAUCCACGACUACUGUCAAUGUCGAGUUCUCCGGCACUGGAGUCGGAAGAGCCAUUACGAGCACUGGUACAUUUACUCCAGGUCCAGGGCAAGACACGGACUCUCAUCAAGCUUCUAUUCGACUUUCAAAUUCUAAUCGCAAUGUCUCGCAAAGUGUAAUGGGGAUUUUUGCUGGCGCACCUCGUCCAGACUCAUCCGCUGAUCCUUGGAUUGUCGUUCCGAAAGCUGGCACCAAGUUUCGACCAAAGACGCCUUCUGCACUAUCGGGCAAAGUCGACAAUGAUUAUAUGUCAACCUCUCAAGCGAGAACCAUACGUGGUUUGUCGCGACGAGUUGAUGCGAUCAUCGACAACAAGUCCACAAUGCAGGAAGGCGCUUCCGCUGAUCCUACGUUGCUCGAGAGAACGCUUCGACGAAGGGGACUUUCUGAUUCGUCGAUCCAUACCAGUUUUCUUACCGACGGCGAGGUCACUGGGCGUCCAGUCAGUGGGCAGAGCGAUGCGGAACAUCAGAUUGAGCGGGAUCCUCAAACUGUUUUGCAGGCCUUCAGUCGGAAAGGGAACGACCUUCGCAUCGCUGCAAGUGCUGUUGCGGGGCCACCCAUUUCUUCUCAUCUUUCCGAAUCCUCUUCUGCUGGCAGGAGUGGGUUGAUACCACAUGAUAUACCCCCUCGAGCGUUGCCAUCGCGAAUGGCCAGCAUGAUACCAGACCUGUCUACCUGGGGAACCGUCGGAUAUGGGAUACACGCACUUGACGAAGAGGCCCUUUACGCUGGGACAUCGAGGCAAGAGCCACUGCGUCGUCCUUGGCAUAGGGAAAUUUGAUCAUAUCUUCAAGGGUUCAUACACUUUGGUUGGGGGCACUAGCUGGCUGAUUUGUAUAUACCAGAUAUGUAUUGGGAGAGAGAACGUAUACACAACAUAAUCUCAAAUUUGAUGUAAUGAUUUAUUGGUAGAGAUGGUAUCUCC
Heterobasidion irregulare TC 32-1 is the source of this 3027-nucleotide messenger RNA. RefSeq lists its product as uncharacterized. The transcript is spliced from 8 exons. The record is from RefSeq and is a predicted model, not a curated record. The coding region runs from base 1 to 2883 and encodes 960 amino acids. NCBI's taxonomy places the organism in Eukaryota, Fungi, Basidiomycota, Agaricomycetes, Russulales, Bondarzewiaceae.